AUGGACAACUGUGGCGGCGGCGGCGGCUUGGCUUCGCCGCCGCCGUCGUCUGAGAGCGGCCGGAGAAGGAAGAAGAAGGUACGGCGGAGUUUCUCCGUCGCCUCCAUGAAGGCCGUUUUCUGCAAGCCAUCGUCGCUAAGGAAAUCGAAAAGCGAAUCUUCGAAGCAAGACCACUUGGACCGACCGAGCAGCAACUUAUUAUCGAAAAGCAAAAAGCUCGUAAAAUCGGUAAAGAAGAGUUUCACAUGCAAGCCCUUUUGGGAGCCUCACCAAGAAAUAUUCCGUAUAAAUUCGAACCAUUCUUCUUCGAUAUUCUCGUCAAACUCAAGCCGCCACCGCUCCUCCGCCUCAUCGAUGUCCUCUUCCUCCAUCUCUUCCCUCUCUUCCAACUCGGGAUCGGAAUAUUCCGACGGCAUCAUCAGACGCUCCGUUUCUCUUGAUUUCGAACAAAUGAGCCCCCCAAUUAACAGUACUACUACUACUACUACUACUACCACUACACUGCAGAAACCUACGAGAAGAGACUGCGGACGAAAACGUAUUAGUAAUUAUUGUAACCCUAGUCUUGAUCAAAUGUGUAUUUUUUUGGUUUGGUUGGGUGCAUUGGUUUUUUGGGGCAAGGUUUUCGCGAUAGUGACUUGUACUUCGACGUGGCUCUUCGUUUAUCCCGGUCAUCGGUUCCAAAGGGUUGACUCGUCGGUAAAUGACGUCAGCAAUAUCGUUGACUCGGAAGAGUACAAGAAAAGGGUGGUCAUGGAAGGGUUGCUGGAGAGGAACCGGCCUGGACUCGUUUUCGAGGAAGAGAAGUUGAUAUCCAUCGAAGAACCGUAUGACAGCUCAGUCUCCACAAGAUUAGUACUCGAGACAUCUGGUCUGAUCAAGCGCUACAUUAUGAAUGCAAGAAAGGACAAGUGGAAUUCCGUGCACGAACUUCCGCGGGACCCGUGCGACGAAUACGGUCAGUGUGGUCCCUACGGAAUCUGCAGAGUUGAUAAACCGAUAAGGUGUGAGUGUUUCAAGGGGUUUGCACCGAAAUCCCAGAAAGAUUGGGACCAUCAAGAUUGGUCCGAUGGAUGCAAUAGAAUUACGCCGUUGAAUUGUAAUAAUGGAGAUGGUUUCCUUGAGUUUAGAAGGGUGAAGUAUCCUGAUAUGUUGAAGUAUUGGUUAAAUCUUAGCAUGGGCCUCGGUGAAUGCCGAGAUCAGUGCUUAAGAAACUGGAAUUGUACGGCUUAUGCUAAUCCGGUCAUAACUUACGGAGGCAGUGGUUGCUUGAUGCAUGUGGUUUGGGGAGCUCGUUGA
This is a messenger RNA of Erythranthe guttata (spotted monkey flower), 1299 nucleotides long. The record is from RefSeq and is a predicted model, not a curated record. Lineage: Eukaryota; Viridiplantae; Streptophyta; Magnoliopsida; Lamiales; Phrymaceae.